Messenger RNA from Durusdinium trenchii, 867 nucleotides. The record is from the annotation of a GenBank genome assembly. Lineage: Eukaryota; Dinophyceae; Suessiales; Symbiodiniaceae.
AUGUGGAGUUUUGCCAAGCCAAUGGUCCUUUGUGAGGAACUCUUCAACGCAGUGGCGUCGAGGGUCAUUCCAGAGGUCCAAAGCUUGGACCGCUGUGCUUUGGCCAUGUUCGCUUGGAACUACGCCUACAUCAAUCACGAUGUGCCCGAGGUCUACCAGGCUUCGGCCAAGGAGGCCCUACGGCCCGCACGCCUGGAGGAACUGACGCCGCGGGACUUGGCGAACUUGAUGCGGGCCUUCGCGAAGGCGGGUGUGCGAGAGGUGGAACUGAUGCAGGCCCUCUCGGAGCACGGCUGCGGGCUCCUGAGGGAUGGCAUCGAUCAGAAGUGUUACCGGCGGCCCAUGAAGUCCUUGGCGCGCGAGAUCUACGAGGAAGACUUCAGUGCGGUGGAUGGGAUGGUGGAUGCCUUUGACAUGGUUUCCUUGGCCGAAAUGUUGAGCUCCUUUGCAGAUCAACAAUAUGUCCACCAUGACUUCCUCUCGCUGGCCGACGAAUACAUGAUGGAGGGCCUGCGUCAGCCGAAGAGAGACGUGGAGACCUUUCUUCGCUUCCCACAGGUCUUUGCCCGGGCGCUGGUCUCGCGUGCAAGAGCCUACGUGGAUGUCAGCGGUCGGGAGCUCUUUCAGCAAGCGAUGCCACAUGUGGUGAGAUCUCUCAAGGAGUUGAAGGCACCUGACGUCUUGAGCCUUGUGGUGGCUUGGGCCAUGCUGGGCCCCAGGGAUCCUGACAUUUUGGCUGCCUUCGAGUCCAGACUUUGGGAGCUGGAUGGCCGUUGGCCCAUCGACGAAGCGGAGGUGUCAGCAGCGCAGUGGGCGUUCAAAGAGUUGGACCUCAACAGGCAGCUUCUCCAACGGUUGUCUUCCUGA